Messenger RNA from Amphibalanus amphitrite, 5096 nucleotides. Its product is annotated as transportin-1-like. Gene Ontology annotation, cellular component: nucleus; cytoplasm. The coding region runs from base 316 to 3039 and encodes 907 amino acids. Lineage: Eukaryota; Metazoa; Arthropoda; Thecostraca; Balanomorpha; Balanidae. The transcript has 18 exons. Gene Ontology annotation, biological process: protein import into nucleus. Gene Ontology annotation, molecular function: small GTPase binding; nuclear import signal receptor activity. The record is from RefSeq and is a predicted model, not a curated record.
GGGCGGGAGGAUAGAGGGGGAGGGGAAAUCGGAAGCGGGGAGGAGGGCAAGAGGGGGAAGAGGCGGAGGAGGUCGGGGUAAAAGAAAGGAAGGGGCCCCUUACUAGGCCUAAAUAAAUAAUUUUUUUCUUCAUUUUAUUUUUAUUUUUUCCAAAAAUAUUGAUAUGCUUUGUUUUUGAGCCAGAUACCAAAACAAAUAUAUUUUUGAACUUGCAUUCCGUUUUUGAUUCCAUCCAUCACUAGCCUGUCAGCUGUAGCUGCCUGCGACGAAAAACAACGUGUGGGGUGAAUGGCGAAUCGCCCGUUUUGCUGAAGAAUGACUCAAGGAGCUGUCUGCGCUCAAGAAAUGGCUUGGCAACCAAAUGAAGAUGGUUUGAAGCAGAUUUUGCAACUUCUCAAGGAGUCGCAAUCGCCUAAUACGGAAACUCAGGCGGCGGUGCAACGUAGACUCGAGGAGCUCAACAAGUACCCUGAUUUCAACAACUUCUUGGUCUAUGUCCUCACAAAGCUGAAAACUGAGGAUGAAGCAACACGGUCCCUGAGUGGACUGAUAUUGAAGAACAAUGUGAGGACAUACUUCCAGAAGCUACCACCUCAAGUUGCUAGCUUUAUCAAGCAGGAAUGCCUGAAUGCAAUAGGAGAUCCCUCACCCCUCAUCAGGGCAACCAUAGGUAUUUUAAUUACGACCAUCACCCAGAAGGGCGAGCUGACCUCGUGGCCGGAGCUGCUGCCGCAGCUGUGCAAUCUGCUCGACUCAGAAGACUACAAUGUGUGCGAGGGCGCUUUCGGAGCUCUGCAGAAAAUCUGCGAGGACUCGACCGAGAUGUUGGACAGCGAGGCCCUCCCGGACCGACCGCUCAACAUUCUCAUUCCGAAGUUCCUGCAGUUUGUGCGCCACACCAGCCCAAAAAUCCGAUCGCACGCGAUCGCCUGCGUGAACCCGUUCAUCAUCAACCGGACUCAGGCGCUGAUGGUGAACAUUGACACCUUUGUGGAGAACCUGUUCCACCUGGCCACUGAUGAGGACGCCGAGGUGCGCAAGAACGUCUGCCGCGCGCUGGUCAUGCUGGUCGAGGUGCGCAUGGACCGGCUCAUCCCGCACAUGAACAACAUCAUCGAGUACAUGCUGCUGCGGACCCAGGAUCCGGACGACACCGUGGCCAUCGAGGCCUGUGAGUUCUGGCUCUCGCUGGCCGAAGAGCCCGUCUGCAAGGAGGCGCUCUCGCCCCACCUGAACCGUCUCAUACCGGUGCUGGUCCGCGGCAUGAAGUACUCCGACUUUGACAUCAUGUUGCUCAAGGGCGAUGUGGAGGAGGACUCGAUGGUCCCUGACCGGGACGAGGACAUCCGGCCGCGCUUCCAUCGGUCGCGCACCCACCAGCUGGAGCACGAGAGUAACGGCGGCGCCGGCGGCGAGGGGGCCAGCGGACUCGAUGAGGAUGAGGACGGUGAUGGCUUCGACGAGGAAGGAUCGCUUUCUGACUGGAAUCUCCGGAAGUGCAGCGCGGCGGCUCUGGACGUGCUGGCGAACGUGUUCCACGGCGAGCUGCUGCCCGUGCUGCUGCCCAUCCUGAAGGAGACGCUCUUCCACCAGGAGUGGGUCGUCAAGGAGUCGGGUAUUCUGGCGCUCGGCGCCAUCGCAGAGGGCUGUAUGGGCGGCAUGAUCCCCCAUCUGCCGGAGAUUGUGCCCUACCUCAUCAACUCGCUGUCAGACAAGAAAGCGCUGGUGCGGUCCAUCACGUGCUGGACUCUGAGUCGGUACUCGCACUGGGUGGUACAGCAGCCGCAUGAACAGUACUUGAAGCCACUCAUGGGAGAGUUACUGAAGCGCAUUCUGGACCCGAACAAGAAGGUGCAGGAGGCAGCGUGCAGUGCGUUCGCCACACUCGAGGAGGAGGCCUGCACAGAGUUGGUGCCCUAUCUGGGCUUCAUCCUGCAAACCCUGGUCUACGCCUUUAGCAAGUACCAGGCCAAGAACCUGCUGAUUCUCUACGACGCCAUCGGGACGCUGGCCGACUCUGUGGGCGUCCACCUCAACAAGCAGGAGUACAUCGACCUGCUGAUGCCGCCGCUGAUCGUCAAGUGGAACGUGCUCAAGGACGAGGACAAGGACCUGUUUCCGCUGCUCGAGUGUCUGUCGAGCGUGGCGACGGCUCUGCAGAGCGGCUUCCUGCCGUAUGCUGAGCCGGUGUUCCGGCGCUGUGUGUCUCUGGUGGAGCAGACCAUUAACCACACCGUGGCGAACCAGCAGAACCCCCAGCAGGUGGACGCUCCCGACAAGGACUUUAUGAUAGUGGCGCUAGACCUGCUGUCGGGCCUGGCCGAGGGCCUGGGCGCCCACAUUGAGCCGCUCAUCAAGUCCUCCAACCUGAUGCAGCUGCUGUUCCAGUCGAUGCAGGACUUCAUGCCGGAGGUGCGCCAGAGCAGCUUUGCUCUGCUCGGCGAUCUCACCAAGGCCUGCUUCCAGCACGUGGCGCCCAACAUCUCGGACUUCCUGACGAGCCUGGCGCAGAACCUGAACCCCGAGCUGAUCUCCGUGUGCAAUAACGCCACCUGGGCCAUCGGAGAAAUCGCCGUCAAAAUGGGUCAGGAGAUGCAGACGUACGUUCCGAUGGUGCUGCCUCAGCUGAUCCUCAUCAUCAACCGGCCCAACACGCCCAAAACGCUGCUCGAAAACACCGCGAUCACUAUCGGUCGGCUGGGGCUUGUCUGUCCGAAGGAGGUGGCGCCCCACUUGCAGCACUUCAUUCGUCAGUGGUGCACCUCGCUGCGUAACAUCCGCGACAACGAGGAGAAGGACUCGGCGUUCCGCGGCGUGUGCCACAUGAUCACGCUGAACCCGAGCGGCGUCAUCACCGACUUCAUCUUCUUCUGCGACGCCGUCGCCAGCUGGGUCAACCCCAAGCCAGACCUCAAGGAGAUGUUCCACCGCAUCCUGCACGGCUUCAAAGACCAGGUGGGCGAGGAGAACUGGCGACGGUUCAGCGACCAGUUCCCGCCCAUGCUGAAGGAGCGGCUGGCCGUCAACUACAACGUCUGAGACGUAUGCCGUUAGGAACCCCAAACAAUUGGCGGGCCGUCGCGCGGGAGGCGGGAAGCGGGCAGUGGGGGCGACAUAUCAGCUGACUGCGGGCGGGCGGGCGGGUGGGCGCGCUACGUUAAGACACCCACACACACCUAUCGAUAGGCGCCUCGCGUCCUCUCUGUCCUCGCCCGUGUUAUCUAGUUAGGACUCUGUUGCGUGUUUUAGCCUGCUCUGACUCUGCGUGUGUGCGAUACGUGUAGGCCAACCGUCCUUGCAACUAACUGCGCCGCGCUACUCGCAUCGAGAGACGGAGAGAAUCGAAGCAGAUCGCUCGCGCCGCGACCGACCGGCACCGCGCGCGCGUGCGCCGCCACCACCGUAAUGCUGAAGUGCCUUGGCUGUGAUAGGUAUUCAAUUCAUUGAUCGCGGGCCAAAUUGUACCAUAGUCUGCACCGUUACGUUGUUCAUUCUGCCGUGUCCAUCGCCCGCGGUUGCGCGCGGCUGUCGGUGCCGUCAGCGCCUUCGUCACCGUCGUCGUCGUCGUCGCCGUCGUCGUUUCGUCGUGACAUCUUGUGCCGUAUUUUUGCUGUGCGCUGCCUCACGGCGCGCUAGGGUGCGCCGCGCGCGAGGGCGGGCGGGUGGGUCUGUGAUAGGUCGUUUAACGAGCGCUCCGUGUUUUAACGUAUUUCAGGGAAGCGUCGCUCAUAUGUAUUUAUGUUGAUUGCGUGCAUGAACGUCGUCUUUUUAUUUGUCAUUUUGUCGAGCUGUUAGGCGCGUUAACCAAUGUUAGGACGGUGCGUGGUUGUCCGUCGUCGUUUCUCAACUCGCGCUGGCCGCGCGCCCGAACCGUGUCGCCUUAUGUCCGACGGCUGGCCGUAGGGACCGCGGGUGGCUGCCGCGGGCACAGGUCCCUUCUCCGGCCUGCAACACUCAGACCCGCUCACACACGGACACGGACACAUCGUGUCUGUUGUCAAACCGCCCUACUUGAUACAUGCCCCGCAUUUUGUCGUACAGCUAUGAUAUCAACGAUGCACUCAACCGGUCCGAAUUACCAGCUGCCUGUGCGCUGUGUACGCCGGCCGUCCCGCGCCGCCGCGCGUCGUCGUGCGUCUCGUUCGUCUCGCGCCGCGUCGCGCCGCUCUCGGCGGCCACACCUGCGGCCUGACUCGCUCCGCGCGUUACCGGACGACGCGCUCGCCUCAUCUUACUAGUUCCUGUACAACCGCGUGCGCCUGGGUGCGGGCGCGUCAGUGUGCGUGUGUAGGCCUUGUGGCGACUGAGCCGCCUCUACUCGCCUUUCGUUGGCGUUGCAUGCUUUCUCCAUGUAUCCAGUAAUUACGUACACAUAGACACUCGCUGUCAACGUAUAAACGCAAAAGCGCGUAACGUGUGUACCCAAGUUGCUUGCAGGCUUCUAUCGAAAUUAAUUGAAAUAAGCACGGCUAUAAGAACGUGAGCUCGCCAUUUGGCCUAUAAUCUGUUACGCGCUUUUGUGUUUGUACCGCCUACAGACAGACACACACACUCGCAGUGAGACCGCGGGCCCGGCGCGGUCGCAGCCCGCCCGCUGCGGCGGUGUCUGUGACCGUGUGCCCGGGCCCGCGCCGUCUCCGGCGGUCCCGGGAGGUCUGUGAUAGGAGCGGCCGCGCCGCGCCGCGCCUCAUGUGAUUUUACGCUUAGGAGUGUGUGGACGCGUGACUUACUCUUUCGCCCCGCGCCGGCUGGUGUCCGAAUCGCCAGCCGGCCUGGUGGCUGGCCGGGGUAUUUUUAGGCAAAUUUUGAGGUCAGGUGUCGCCAAAUGGGUCCCCCGGGAGGGAGGGGGUGCGAGGGUCCCCACAGGAACAGCAGCGGGUGGGGGGAGGGGUAGCUGAUAAGCAUACAAUAAGGCUUGACGUUCUCUGUUGUAAGUCUCCUUGGCUUAAAAUUCUCCGUUAGCCGGUGUCCAGCUUCGGGAUUGUCCAGAACGGUCGGUUAUUAACUAGCAAAUAAAGGGAGGCGUUUCACCAUGUGUUACGGCUUUGAUUUGCGCUGUGAAAUAAUACACCUGGUGGCUGCACCUUGCCGGUGAA